Molecule: messenger RNA, 1890 nt
Organism: Symbiodinium sp. CCMP2456
Lineage: Eukaryota; Dinophyceae; Suessiales; Symbiodiniaceae
Source: the annotation of a GenBank genome assembly
AUGACCGUGGCCCGCAGUGGAGAGCUACUUCCUUCCCGCAAACUUCCAGCACUUUAUCAGACAGUUCCAGCAACGCCACCCACGCUCACCAGCACUGCCACCACGUUUCUGGGUUCUCGGCGCGCAGGGGUGGAAUCAGCCAGCUCUGCAUCUGAUUGUUGGGGCCUAUCUGCUACGAGUUGGGCAUCCUUGCCUGCGAGAAACGAGGCGGAGCUGUCUCGUCUAGAUAAGGGUGUGAUUCCAUUUCGGCGGUCGCAGGGCAUUUGGGAGCAAGCGAUGCCUCUUCUACCACCGUCGCCAGUGCGGAAGAUCUCCGUGAGGUGUCGUGGUGUUCCAUCGGAGACGAUACGCCAAUGGAGCCGCAAAGCCCACAGAGUUCUUGUCUUGAUCACACAGCUAGUGUCACAUCCAUACCGGGUCGGCUGGCGACCUCGGAAUGUCCCAACGGUGAUGCCGUCACGCAGGAUCGAAGACUCGGUCCUGGCUUCGGGUACAAGCGAAGACCGCGGAUGCUUGUGGGAGUCAUGUCUCAACUUGCGCUGGGUUGACUGCAGGGAGAAUGAUGUUGACUCCUGUCGCAUGCUGAUGCUAUUGCGCCUCGAAGACCGCACGAGAGACGCGGAGUCGGGAAAAGCUGCUGCCGAUCGCUCCAAAAGCCAACAGGAACGUGCCGGAGCCUCAGCUUAUUGUGGACAUGGCAACAUGUGGCUUGCCACGAGGCGGUCAGUUUUGCUUGCCGUGCCUGCCGUGGAUGCUCAGGAGGAUAGUCAAUGCGAGGACGUAUCCAUGUCCAUCAAUGAGGACUUUGCAACGCGGGUGGAUUGCGUGCGUGAGAUUGAAGACAUGCUACCCGAGCCGUGCAAAACAAGGGCCUACGGUGACUGGAUGAUCUGGAUGGUCCAUCGUGCCUGGUUGGAUGAUCCCUCUUUGACGGACCUGAACUUUGGCAACAUGCACAUGCCGCCGCCUCACAUCGAGAGACGCAUUGCUCCCAAGCUGAUGGAAGCUAUGGCAAGGAACACGCACCUGGAGAAGCUGACGCUUUCCAACUCCAACUUGCUCAAGGCAUCCGGAGUUCAGCUGGCCAAUGCUCUGCGUGCCAACUCGUCGCUCAAGACGCUGAACCUUGAGAGCAACUGGCUUGACUCCAAUGCAGUCCGCGAGCUUGCUUUAGCCAUCAAGGACAAUCUCAGCAGCAAGAUUGAAUGCUUGCGCUUCUCUCAUCAGAAGCAGAUGGGACAGUUCUUCGGAAGGCCGACGGAGGAAGCCGUGGGGCAAAUGAUGCAGAGUAACGACACCAUCGUGAAGCUUGGCUUUGAAUGUGAUGAUGCGCAUUGGCGGAAUGAGAUUGAUCGGGCGCUGCUGCGAAACAACGACUCAUGGAGAAGACGGCAAGCUCCUCCUGACGGAGAGGCCUUGCCAACAGCAGAGGAACGUUCUCUAGGGCGGAUACAUCUAGUGCACCCGCCAGAUGCUUCAGCCAAUGAGGUAUUGAACAGCUAUGGCACAUUGUGCGACUACCUGGACCAUAACAAAAAGCUCCCCACAACCUCGCAGCUUCAGAACAGCACACGCAACAGUGGUCAGCAGAUCACGUAUGCAAAAGCUGCUCCAAUGAUCAAGGAGCUUCGAUCGUGGAUGCUUGAUCAUUCUCUGAACAAGUUGGUGGAAGUCCUCGACACCUUCGAAACUCCGACAUGCGGAAUCCUGCGACAAUGGAGUUCGUGCCAUGAUCAUUGGAUCGUUGAGGUUUGGGUGGAGGAUAGGAGGUGUACGUUCCGUAGUUCGAGAGAACCACCCACAUCUGUGUCGGACGACUGGGUCAACUGGCUUCGCGCGAAUAGCAACACUCAUACUAUUGGACCGCCGGAAACCCGAGCUGGUGCGUAG